UUCGACCUCCACAGUUAAACAUAAUUAUUUCCAUUAUAUAAAGGGAUAAGCCCCCUCAACACUACAAAUUAAACACACACGACCACCCUUUUCCCUUAACUUGCUAGUUAGCUAGUUGUUAUUUAUUGCUAAGGUCCACAUAACUGAGAUCUGAGAGAAUGACUGAGGGAAGAGGCAGUGCAUCUUUACCUACGGUGGUUGUUACAGUAGGGAUUUCACUACUAUGCCUGUUGGCUCUGCAGGUGGAACAUGCUAAUGCAGCAACUUACACCGUUGGAGGACCAGCCGGAUGGAGCUUCAACACUGAUACUUGGCCUAAUGGGAAAAAGUUCAGAGCUGGCGAUGUGCUGAUCUUCAACUAUGACUCAACAACACACAACGUGGUUGCGGUGGACCAAAGCGGUUACAAAAGCUGUACAACGCCGGCGGGUGCUAAAGUGCUGAGUUCAGGAAAGGACCAAAUCAGGCUAGGAAGAGGGCAGAACUACUUCAUAUGCAACUGUCCUGGUCACUGCCAAUCUGGGAUGAAGGUUGCCAUCAAUGCACUGUGAUCAUGCAAAAGUACCGUUCAAGUAGUGACAAAAGUUAUAUAUAUUAGUAUAUGCAUACAAGUGUUUGAUUAUGUAUAUGUGCUUAAAUUAUUGUAUGGAUCAGUGAUAUUAAUCAUGUAAUGUUGGUUUUGUAAAGCUAGUGGGAGUGAUUAGUGAGUUGGCUUUCUAGAGAACUUGUGUGUUUGAUAUGUGUGCAUGUGUGGUUGGAUUAUAAUAGAUUUGUUAUUAGGAUGGUCCUUCAGUCACGGACUUGGGAUCUGCAUACUGUGUAAUUACUGAACGUGCCAAUUGUCUCUGUGUGUCGGUGUCAAGGUGAUUGUUGCUAAAGUAUUGUUGGUUGAUCUAAAUAUAUGUAACUUUCUAGAUUGCUCCACUAUAUCUGUAUAAAUAAUAAAAGGUUGUAUUGUAUUUA
Molecule: messenger RNA, 963 nt
Organism: Lotus japonicus
Lineage: Eukaryota; Viridiplantae; Streptophyta; Magnoliopsida; Fabales; Fabaceae
Product: basic blue protein-like
Exons: 2
Coding region: 159-551 (130 amino acids)
Cellular component (GO): plasma membrane
Molecular function (GO): electron transfer activity
Source: RefSeq, a predicted model, not a curated record